Telopea speciosissima is the source of this 773-nucleotide messenger RNA. Its product is annotated as zinc-finger homeodomain protein 9-like. Gene Ontology annotation, biological process: regulation of developmental process; regulation of DNA-templated transcription. The transcript has a single exon. The coding region runs from base 1 to 684 and encodes 227 amino acids. Gene Ontology annotation, molecular function: transcription cis-regulatory region binding; DNA-binding transcription factor activity. The record is from RefSeq and is a predicted model, not a curated record. Lineage: Eukaryota; Viridiplantae; Streptophyta; Magnoliopsida; Proteales; Proteaceae. Gene Ontology annotation, cellular component: nucleus.
AUGAACUUAACCCUCAACCCCACCACCGCCAAAGCCGAGGAAACAGAAUCAGAUACACCACCACCGAUCCAACUACCUAAGUCCACAGCAGACCACCAUACUCCCAAGACGUUAUCCAUCCCCAACGGCAUACUCAAGCGCAUACAAAAAAACCACGCCGCAAGCUUAGAUGGCCACACCUUGGAUGGCUGUGGAGAGUUCAUGCCAUCUCCCUCCGCCACCCUCACCGACCCAACUUCCCUCAAAUGCGCCGCUUGUGGAUGCCACCGCAACUUCCAAAGCCGUGAGUCUGAAGUAGCCUCACUCUCCUUCGACCUCUACCAGCACCACUACCACCCCUCACCGCAUCCUUCUAUAGCCGCUCGUGAGCAGAGUCCCAAUUCACCUUCAUCCUCCCCACCACCGCUCUCGUCUUCAUACUACCCAUCUGCACCUCAAAUGUUGCUUGCUUUGAGUACCAGAUUGUCGGGUCCGUUAGAUAACCAUCAAAUAGUUGCAGCAAGGACAAUGAUGACGGCAACCAUGACGAACUCAGAUGGGCAGAAAUGGUUCAGGACGAAAUUCAAUCAGGAGCAGAAGGAGAAGAUGUUUGCUUUCUCGGAGAGGUUGGGUUGGAAGAUGCAGAAGAAGGUGCCAUUGAAUUUUGUUCGGAGACAAUGGCUUGCCCUGCAGAUGGGUUGGUGAAGAAGUUUAUGAUGGAUUCCAUGGUUAAGGGUCCUGCAGAUACAAGCCCAUGCACCAUGCCUCCUUCCUUUGAUCCUCCGGUUAUGCAA